AGCCAAUCGGCGGCCGCAGAGUCCCCGGGGCCGAUAGCCGGGAGCGCUGUGCCGGGAGCCGGGAGCUGAGCGCGCCGGGCUGGGGCCGGGGCCGGAGCGGAGCGGAGCAGAGAGGGAGCGCACCCGCCCCAGCCCCGAGUCCCGCCGCCUGCCCUCCCGCCGCGUCGCGGGCUCAGCGGCCGCCGCCCCAGCCAUGGAGCAAGACAACAGCCCGCGGAAGAUCCAGUUCACCGUCCCGCUGCUGGAGCCGCACCUUGACCCCGAGGCGGCGGAGCAGAUUCGGAGGCGCCGCCCCACCCCUGCCACCCUCGUGCUGACCAGUGACCAGUCCUCCCCAGAGAUAGAUGAAGACCGGAUCCCCAACCCGCUUCUCAAGUCCACGUUGGCCAUGUCUCCACGACAACGGAAGAAGGUGACAAGGACCACACCCACAAUGAAAGAGCUCCAGAUGAUGGUUGAACAUCACCUGGGGCAACAGCAGCAGGGAGAGGAACCCGAGGGAGCAGCUGAGAGCACAGGGGCCCAGGAGUCCUGCCCGCCUGGGAUGAAAGACACAGAAGCGGAGUUAAGGCUGGGCUCGUCUGGGAGAGCACAAAAGCCUGCAGAACCCAUCCCUAAAGCUCAGGAGAGGGGCAGUGAGAAACCCAGCAAAGAGGAACCCACAACCCAUAUACCACCAUUGGAUUCCCAGGGAGCCAACUCGGUCUGAGAGUGGAGGAGGUAUCCUGCAAUGGAGACUGCGGUUGGGAAUGCAUGGACACUGGAUCAGUUUCUUACUCUUCACUUUUGGGAAAAAUCUCUUGUUUUUAAAAAGUGAUAAAUUUGGUGUUAGGUC
This is a messenger RNA of Mustela lutreola (European mink), 835 nucleotides long. RefSeq names its product protein phosphatase 1 regulatory inhibitor subunit 1A (gene PPP1R1A). NCBI's taxonomy places the organism in Eukaryota, Metazoa, Chordata, Mammalia, Carnivora, Mustelidae. Gene Ontology annotation, cellular component: cytoplasm. Gene Ontology annotation, molecular function: protein phosphatase inhibitor activity. Gene Ontology annotation, biological process: intracellular signal transduction. Bases 194 to 709 code for a protein of 171 amino acids. The transcript is spliced from 7 exons. The record is from RefSeq and is a predicted model, not a curated record.